This is a messenger RNA of Pygocentrus nattereri (red-bellied piranha), 3297 nucleotides long. It is a transcript of the gene tp53i13, whose product is annotated as tumor protein p53 inducible protein 13. The record is from RefSeq and is a predicted model, not a curated record. The transcript has 9 exons. Bases 526 to 2001 code for a protein of 491 amino acids. NCBI's taxonomy places the organism in Eukaryota, Metazoa, Chordata, Actinopteri, Characiformes, Serrasalmidae. Gene Ontology annotation, cellular component: cytoplasm.
GGAGGCUUCAAAAAGUGCCUUUAUUUAUCAAUGACGUAACGAGUGGACCUGUGGAUCGGACAUGUUGUAGGUUUACAGCUUUCCGAAAGUUCAGCAGCGCUCUGGCGGAUGAUGGACAGCUGUAUUGGACUGAUUCGUGAUAUUUUAAACUGUGUUUUAAGUAGACUGACUUAAAGUGGAGGUUGGAGCUGCCGUCUGUUCUCUCUCUCUCUCUCCUCUCCACCACCCAGUGAGCCACAUUUACUCUGUUACCGUUAUUGGGUACACACGCUGACUUUUUCAGUACUGUGAACGGCCUCUUGAAUACCCUUGCGGAGCUGAGGGACUGAGCGGAGUAUGGAUGUCCAUGGUUUCCAUGUCUCUGCACACAGAGAGACCGCGAAGAAGUGCCUGAGAGGAAGGAGAGGAAGAGCUGAGCUGCGAGUAGCAGCUGGUGGAGCCCAGAGCAGCAGGCCGAGCUUCAUAAGAUAGUAUCGUUACUCCUGAGUGGCUCCAGCAGCUGUUUUUGGAUGUUAAUCUACAGUUAUGAGGCUCACGGCAGUGGUUUUGUUGUUGUAUGGAUUUCUAUGGCUCUUUCUGAUGAAAUGCUGCCACUCCAGACCGAGUCAGGGCUGCGACACCGGCCAGACAAACCUGGAGACGGAUCUACCUCAGUCUGAUGGGUUCACAUGUCCAGAGCCGUGGCCACACUCAACUCUGAGGCUUGCUGAUAUUUCCGUCAAGCACCCCCUACAGCCAGCUGAGCACAUCUGCAUGAAUAUGCCCAUCAAAUACAAUCACACCAUUCCAAACAGUGGAGCUCACAGGCCUGUCGGAGCCAUGAGCGGCGAGUACCUGUACUGCCCUCCUCAGCGCUGGCUAAACAACCUGAAGGACGGCGCAGCAGUGCUGCUGUAUCACCCUUGUGCCUCAGAGGAUGCUCGCAGGGGUCUGGCUUUGAUGGCCCACUCCUGCCUUCCUCAUUACAUCCUCACAGCUCACCCCCAGCUCAGCCAACGCAGACCUUUUGCCUUGGCCUCCUGGGGUCGUACGCUAGAGAUGUCCCAUGUGACCUCAUCAGGAGUUUGCGAGUGGUUGCUCGCAGCUUUUUCCAGCCUUAAUCAAUCCGUGGGAAGCCAAAGACCAAAGUACAGCCUGUUUUUGACAAAGGCAGCUCCUGUGGACAGAGUUCUGAGUGCUACUGUAAAGUCUCUGAGAGCGUGCUGCGUGGAAGCUCUGUCAGCAUACGAGUGGACUCCAGCGAGAGCGAGGAAAAGCCGGGCAGCCCUCCAGACCCGAAAAGGGGAAGUGAAGAGAAAAGAUGAAGCAAAACUGUCUGAAAAUUCUGCAUUUCACAGCUCAGAGUUUGAAAAGCUGAACUCUACACAAACACAACCACUGAACAUUACUGAGGAUAAAGAGACACUCUCGACUGACUCUCAUAGUAGCCAUGUUACAUCCGCCCUCCGUGCUGCCAUAGAAACAGAUGAAAGGACGACAGCCACUCAAAGACAGGCGACAAAUAACUACAGCAAAGGUGAGACAGGACAGGAAGAGGUGUUGGGGACUUUAAAUACAGAUGUAAAGUCUUACAAGAAGACUGAGCUGGAGAUUCAGAAGCACCGUGUUAAAACUGAUACAGCGGAACAGGGUGCUGGAGGUGGCUGUGGAGGGCCCGGUCAGUGCAGAGCUCCAGACACAGCAGCUCCAAAAAUAGGUGGGCCGCUGCAAGGCCACAGGAUGCCUACACCACGCACUGAUGAGGCCGUGUGGGCGGCCGCAGCGCUGGGCUUUCUCUUAGUGCUCCUCACACUCUCUGUGCUCCAUACACGUCUUUACCGCAACUGGCGCACACCACCCAGCCUGUACUGGCACGAGACUCGGCAAGACUACGAGAGUGUAGCAGAUAUCAUUCGAAGGAGAUUGAGAAUGGUGGGGAGGAGGAAGAGGAGAGCCAGCCAGAGCAGGAGACAGGAGUGCCCCCUGCUGCCCGACUCCAGCACUGACAAUGAGUCUGACUGAUUCGCAAACUGCAUUGGACAAAGUGUGGGGCGCUCAUUCUCUGUCUUUACAAGUUAACAGCACUGCUCAUUUGUUUGGAAUAUACACAAGACAAGGAUUUACAUGUCAAUCACAGAGAUUGCAACAGGUGCAUUCAUUCCAUACCUAGAAGGUUCCAAAGCACGCACACUAUUCUGACUUGAAUUUAGGCAUGUGCUUUAUUGAAGCAUCUCAGUUAUUGCUGAAUACUCAUUAAAAAGCUCUUUUUCAUGGUAUAGUUAAAGGCAGUUCUUGGUACAUUUUGCAAAACACAUUUGCACGUCAACCAAGAAAGGAAGGGGGGGAAAAAAGCACAAGUUUUACUAUUAAGCGAUGCAUAUCUGUUCUCCUGAAAAUAACUGUGUCAUAUAAACAUAAGCAAACACAAUGGACUCUUGCUCUUGUGUAUUGUAAACUAUUUAAGUACCAGCUGAAGAUUUGUAUACAGGGUAUUGCAUUUUUUUGCAUGUGUACAGUCAGUUACUGAUACAUGGCAAUGCACUGUCUUCAAUAGGCUUGGAUAGGUUUUUUAUAACCAGCCUAGAAGGCUCUCUUACAAGAAAGGUGUACAAAGUUGUCCAUGCUUAAAAUGUAAGGUCCACUCUGCUGGUAAGGAUGAGCAAUCUAGAGUUCUUCGUAAAGAGAAGCAACAGGACUCGCCAGGAGAUGGCAGGAGAGCUGCAGUAGACAGAUUCAGUGGAUAAUACACAGACACAGAAAUACUGUAGAGACACUGUGUCCAGAAGUUUGUAGACACUUGCCUAUCCACGGUUUCUUCUUGUGUCUUCUUGUGUCAACAACGAGUGCCCCUUAAAGCAGCUGCCCUUACUAAUUAGAAGAGCUGUCUGGAUACUUUAGGACAUACAGUUUAUCUAUUGCAGUUAAUUAUAUGCCAAUUACUAAUUAUUUAAACAAUAUGACACAUCAGCAAAUGCCAAAUGUGAAGAAUUUCAGGAUUCUAACACAUUUCUUUUUUUUUUUCUCUUCAAAAGGUACAUGUAGUGUAAUUGUAUUCACAGGGUAGUUACAAUACUUGCCUAAUAUCAAUAUCUUGUCAAAAGCUUUUCAUGUAUUGUUUGGCACAUAUUGAUUUCAUUGAAGUGUAAUAGCUUUUCUUACAUUAUGAUGUCUCUUCACCAGGUUUUAAACAUGGGCUGUACAAGAUUAAGAGUGCUGAUCUGGGCUCAGAUCCCUUUACCAUGCAAUCAUAGUCAAAUGUGUUUUUAUGCUGAUAAGUACAGUUUUUGUACUGUAAAUAAAGAUGUUUUUUUCGAGUGA